UUAAGUCCCUCCUCUUGCAGGAAAAGACCUACAGCCAAACUUCCUGCACUCUUUCACCAGCUCUUUAACAAUAACAGCCCCUCACCUCUUGGUCAAAACAGCAAAAUAACAGCAAUGACAACUCUUCUUUGUAGGAUGAGGUGCUCAUCGUGGCUUCCUCUGCGGGGAGCGCACCGACUGACUAACGUGAUCCACCGGGACGGAGCGCGACUCCUAGCCGGGAGCGGUCGCCCUCUGACGGUCUACAGUCGCCCGGACACCCGCGGACAGCACACUCGGGCGGUGGAUCCCACGGAGGUGGAUUUACAGCGUUUAGAGGGUCAGGACGAAGGGAUAGUAGAGGUGUUGAUGUGCCGACACAAAGCAAGAAACUCUCUGGGCCACAUGUUUGUGUCACAGAUGAGGGAGCUGGUUUCCAGUCUGUCCAGUGACUCAGCAGUUCGGGUGGUUAUCUUCAGGAGUUCAGUACCUGGGGUCUUCUGUGCAGGUGCUGACCUGAAAGAGAGAGCUCUAAUGAAUAACACUGAGUCCGAUCUGUUUGUUCAUGGCUUGCGCUCCCUCAUGACUCAAAUAGCAUUGUUUCCCACACCGACAAUAGCAGCGAUGGACGGCGUCGCCUUGGGAGGCGGCCUUGAGCUGGCUCUGGCCUGUGACCUCCGUACUGCCUCUUAUUCUGCACAGAUGGGGCUGAUUGAGACAACACGGGGGCUGCUCCCAGGAGCGGGGGGCAGUCAGCGGCUGCCGCGGAUGGUCGGCCCCACUCUGGCCAAGGAGCUCAUUUUCACAGGUAGGCGUGUAGGAGGGCAGACGGCUCUGGAGAUGGGAUUGGUAAACAGAGCUGUAGAACAGAACCAGACUGGAGAUGCUGCCUACAGAGAGGCACUCGCUCUGGCCAGAGAGAUCCUGCCCCAGGCUCCUGUUGCUGUGCGGAUGGCAAAAGAGGCAAUAAACAGAGGAAUGGAGGUUGACAUCAGCUCAGCGAUGGCCAUAGAGAGAAUGUGUUAUGCUCGGGUCAUCCCAACCCGAGAUCGACAGGAAGGGAUGGCAGCUUUCAUUGAGAAGAGACCUCCACGGUACACCGGGGAGUGAGCUUUGCCUUGGCGUCUUCAUGCGUUCCAGAAUAAAAACAUGAACUGAGUUCAGCCUUUUGGGAGUAUCAGGCUUUAUUUAAUGGGUGACACAAUUAAUGUGGAAAUAUUUUGUGGAGAUAGGUUUUGUACUUUUUAGGAAGCAUUGUCUGUAAAAGUGAGUUAAUAAAAAAUCUAAAGAAAG
Messenger RNA from Nothobranchius furzeri (turquoise killifish), 1272 nucleotides. RefSeq names its product enoyl CoA hydratase domain containing 2 (gene echdc2). NCBI's taxonomy places the organism in Eukaryota, Metazoa, Chordata, Actinopteri, Cyprinodontiformes, Nothobranchiidae. Gene Ontology annotation, molecular function: catalytic activity. Gene Ontology annotation, biological process: fatty acid beta-oxidation. Gene Ontology annotation, cellular component: mitochondrion. The record is from RefSeq and is a predicted model, not a curated record.